AUGGCGGCGGCGGCGGCGGUGGGGGGCAUUACCACCUUUCCUGACGACGGAGGAGGCGGCGGCGGCAGCGGUGGCCCCUUCCCGCCUGGACACUUCAAGGACCCCAAGCGGCUGUACUGCAAAAACGGAGGCUUCUUCCUGAGGAUUAACCCUGACGGCCGAGUGGACGGAGUCCGGGAAAAGAGCGACCCGCACAUCAAAUUAAUACUUCAAGCUGAAGAGAGAGGUGUGGUGUCAAUCAAAGGUAUACGUGCAAACCGUUUCCUUGCUAUGAAUGAAGAUGGACGAUUGUUAGCAUUGAAAUAUGUAACAGAUGAAUGCUUCUUUUUUGAACGCUUGGAAUCUAAUAACUAUAACACAUAUCGGUCUCGUAAAUAUUGUGAUUGGUACAUUGCACUGAAACGAACUGGUCAAUACAAACUAGGACCAAAAACUGGACGAGGACAGAAAGCUAUUCUUUUUCUUCCAAUGUCUGCCAAAAGUUGAUUUGAGUGUCACAGCUCAUAAAAUAUUGUGCAACAAUAGAUGUUCCCUCCUCCACAAUACAAAUUAAUGUGAUAUUUUCCAAUAUUUGCUGAUUGAUUUCAUAUCAUUAAUGUGUAGAACUGUAACACUGAAAACCGUUUUCAUUCUCCAUUUAUAUAAGGGUGUUUGUAUGUGCAUACUAACCUGAGUGUGGCAUGAAGACAUGGUUCCAUUUAAAUAUGUUGGUUAGUUAAGUAUUUCCAACUAGAUUUUAUAAUCAUUUUAAUCUGAUGGUUUAGGAGUAGAAUUCUGAUUUAGGCUAUUGAAUGUGAAAAAGGUUUUAAAAUAUGCAUAGU
This is a messenger RNA of Protobothrops mucrosquamatus (brown spotted pit viper), 821 nucleotides long. RefSeq names its product fibroblast growth factor 2 (gene FGF2). Lineage: Eukaryota; Metazoa; Chordata; Lepidosauria; Squamata; Viperidae. The record is from RefSeq and is a predicted model, not a curated record. Bases 1 to 486 code for a protein of 161 amino acids. Gene Ontology annotation, cellular component: cytoplasm. Gene Ontology annotation, molecular function: growth factor activity; fibroblast growth factor receptor binding. Gene Ontology annotation, biological process: positive regulation of protein phosphorylation; regulation of cell migration; fibroblast growth factor receptor signaling pathway. The transcript is spliced from 3 exons.